AUGUUGGAAGUUGUGGUUUACAAAGAUUGCGUUGAGGGCCGUUUGGCCACCCUUCUUUGGGGCUACGGCAAGUUUACCAACGUUACUCUCUCCUUCGCUCCGUCUAGGGCGGCCAUGGUAGUGAAGGAAGAUGGUGCCAUAACGCCGAUGAUAUGGCCAACUCUCCUCGAAUUGGCCGUUAAAGAUGCACCCACCGAGUCUGUUUUGGUGCCGUCGACCGAGGCGCACAAGCGAACGAUGUAUUCGUGGAUCGAUUUCGCGUACCAGCGGGAUUUCAGCAUCAUGGAGCCAGCUUCUCUGAAGAUUUUGGAUGACUACAUUCUGAACCACACCUUCCUCGCUGGAUCAACGGUCACCUUGGCUGAUCUGGUCGUAUAUGUUUCCACACACAGCUGGAUGAUGAAAUCCGAGCCUCAGGACCGUUCUGAAUAUGUGAAUGUCGUCAGGUGGUUCGACCACAUCCAGCAUCUGCCCGGCAUCGUGAACACUUUCAAGGAGCUGCCUUUAGUCUCUGUAGACAAGGACAUGGAUUUAGUCACGGCGGUGAUGGAAAAAACGACGCUGUCGGCCGCUGCAGCGCCCUAUGCGAAACCAUCCAAGGGAAAGAAGGAUGCCGUAGCUAAGAAGCCGAAGGAGAUUAAGCCACCAGCCGAUGAUCGACCUGUUGCCGAUGUCAGCCGGUUGAACAUAAAGGUUGGACAGAUUAUGUCGGUGGAGCGCCACCCAGAGGCUGAUCGACUUUAUUGCCUCAAAAUUGAUCUUGGUGAACCCGAACUCCGCGACAUCUGCUCUGGUCUCGUCGACUACUUGAAGCCGGAGCAGAUCAUGUCGCAAUACGUCUGCGUCUUGUCUAACAUGAAACCCAAGAGCCUACGUGGAAAGAUGUCCAACGGCAUGGUUUUGUGUGUUUCGAGCCCAGACAAGACCGAGCUGGAGCUUCUCCAUCCCGCUGAUGGAACACCGGUUGGCGAACGCGUCGUCAUCGAAGACUGCAACGGCGAGCCCGAUGCCGUUCUCAGCACAAAGACCGGUAAAGACCCAUUCGUAGCGGUGCAACCAGUAGGUUACAGGAUUAACUCGCUGACACAAUCUCAGGAAUUCAACUGCAAAGAUACAGUGGCAUAUUACAAGGUAUGGUUCAUAGCGCUCUAA
Molecule: messenger RNA, 1152 nt
Organism: Babesia ovata
Lineage: Eukaryota; Apicomplexa; Aconoidasida; Piroplasmida; Babesiidae
Product: tRNA binding domain-containing protein
Exons: 7
Coding region: 1-1152 (383 amino acids)
Molecular function (GO): tRNA binding
Source: RefSeq, a predicted model, not a curated record